Messenger RNA from Gymnogyps californianus (California condor), 5133 nucleotides. It is a transcript of the gene SLF1, whose product is annotated as SMC5-SMC6 complex localization factor 1. The record is from RefSeq and is a predicted model, not a curated record. The coding region runs from base 85 to 2229 and encodes 714 amino acids. Gene Ontology annotation, biological process: positive regulation of double-strand break repair. The transcript has 14 exons. NCBI's taxonomy places the organism in Eukaryota, Metazoa, Chordata, Aves, Accipitriformes, Cathartidae. Gene Ontology annotation, molecular function: protein binding.
UUUAUUCUUAGUCUGUGUAUCUUUGAUAAAAAGCAUACGUUGAAACUCUGAAAGAACGAAAUACAAAAUACUGAAGAUAUCCAAAUGAACCAUUUCCUCACUGCACAAGAAACAGACCAAAUUGUGUCUAACAUGCAACUUGCUGAAAUGAAAAACGCCGUUAUAAAACAUAUGUAUUUUGCUGCGGCUGUUAAGCACAAGUUUGCUCAAAAAGACAAGCUGAAUAAAUGCAAUCCAGAGGUUAAAAGUACUGACCUGUCCAGAGGCAAAUGGUAUUUACUUGAAGGAUUAGUGGAAGAGUAUUUAUUUCCUGAUGUAAUCACAGAACUUGCUGCUGGUCAAAGGAACUCUACACCUCCCGUGCAACUUCUUCAUUCUCUUCUAGAAUAUGUCUUACUGGGAAAUACCGAUGCAGUAUUUUAUGCUAAACUUCAUCAUGUGUUGUACCUUGUUCUCCAACGUGAUCCUCCUUGGAAGUCUCCCUCUAUGUUGAAGUAUUAUAUGGAUCUUCUUCAGUGUCCUAUCUGUAAGAAAGGCACAUGGGCCUUGAUAGAGAUGCUUGUAAGGUCUUGCCUUUAUUGCAAAACCAUUUGUCAUGCAGUCCCAGUCUCAGAGAGAGGAGAUGAACAGAGGAUAGUUCACAAAACAUUAUUGAAGUUUUUCUUUGAUUUAGUAAGAGCUGAAGUAGAGUUUCUGACAAAAAGUUUGGUUGAAGGGACCAAUUCACAGCAUCAGCAAGUCAUGCCACAGACAGUUCUUCUGAAGACCUUUUGGCUGGGAAGCGAAACCUCAGUGCUUUUUACCAAACACAUAAAUAUUCUAGCAGAUUGGGUCAUACUUUCCCAUAGAGAAUUGAACAGAAAAAAUGAUGCUUUUAGGUGUGAAGUAGCUGGUCUAUUAAAUGCAAUUCUUGGAACUGUAGUGGAAUAUUGGAUCAUCUCAAGUUUGCUUAUGGACAGAAAUGUGUUUCAUCAAAUAGGUGAUGAUUUGGCACAGUACCUUGCCAUUUCAUGUGAUGAUUUUUCGAUAUGUGAAUUAAAAAUGUUCAUUUGUUCCAUACCAUCCCUCUGGCUUCAAAUGUUUGUCGCAGAAGCAGUUUUUAAAAAAAUGUGUUUACAGAGGAGUAUAACUAUUUCUACAGAACCUCUUUCUCUUCAGAAAAUAGUCUGUUCCUAUUCGCCUGCUUUGCGAGAAGUAGGGAUGCAUGAGACAAGAAAGAUAGACCAAGCAACGAAAAAGAAAAUAGGGCAAUGGCCAUGCCCUGAGUCUCAAAGGGCAUUACAGAUGCUAAAUGGCGAUAAGCAGAACGAAGUCAAAGUGCUGCCUGAUCUACCUGACUUAAUCUGUAAUAAGUGCCCUCCAUUGACAAAGAAGCUUAGACCAAAAGCAGAAGUUGAGGCUGCAUACACCAAAGAGAAUUGCUACCGUUUGGCUGAAGAGGUACAUCUUUACAGGAGAAAUAUUAAAGGAGAGACAGCCCUGCAUAAAGCUUGCAUAAGUAACAAAGUGGAGAGAUUGAUUCAGCUUCUGUCUUCCCCUGGAACAGACAUUAAUGUUAAAGACUAUGCUGGCUGGACGCCUUUGCAUGAAGCCUGUAACCAUGGCAGCACAGUGUGUGUCCGCGAAAUUUUGCAACGCUGUCCAGAGGUAGACCUGCUCAGUCAAGUGGACGGGGUGACUCCUUUGCAUGAUGCACUGUCAAAUGGACAUGUAGAAAUUGGCAAGCUGCUACUUCAGCAUGGGGGACCAGUCCUUCUACAGCAGAGGGACUCCAGUGGAAAAUUGCCACUGGAUUAUGUUGAGUCUGUACCAGUAAAGGAAGAACUUUUGAAUGUUGCUCAUCCAGAAGAGAACAUUGAAAGCUUCUAUGAACGCACAGAACAAGAUUUUUGCAGUCAGCAGAGAGAACUGUGGUUGAUUUUAUUUAAUAAGAUGCUGCUGAAUUUUUGCUCAGUUUAUAAUCUGUCUUCACCCUUUACUUUAACUCUCAGAGAGGUAGCUUGUUCAAGUGUACUUCCAGUAAUGGCUUGUGAUAACUGCAAGAUGAAAAAUACAUUUUCUGCAGAUUGGUUAGUGGAUACAUAUUUUAAAGAGCUAGAAACUUUUCAAAAGCUACCACAGUUUCUUCAAGAACUAUCUGCAAACAUGUUUUUUUUCCCUGGAGAACAGAGGAAGGCUUUAUUAGCAACUCUGGAAACUAUGGUAGAGGCAUAUCAGCUCUUUACUUAAAUCUUUUUAACAGUUAGCUUCCAAACAAGCCGCAUUGAUUGAAUCUUGACUGUUAACCCUUGGCGUUGGGCUAACUUGUCUUCUGGCAACUAAAGAAGUACAAAUUUCACAGCCCUACACGAGCCCUACAUGUUAGUAUCUUCCACAUUGUUAAUACUUUCCUCUAGCAGGACCUGGAAGUCAGAUGCAUUGAUUCAGUGCACUUUUUAGGCAAAAUUUUUCGAAUACCAAUGCCUUCUAGUUGUCUGACAGAUCUGGAUGCCUGUGACCAGCUCAGGAGGGUGCUAUAUCAUUUGCACUAAGUUAAACUUUGUAUUUUCUGUCCUGGAAAUCUUUGCUACCCAUCUCACGCCAUAGUUCACCUUGGUUUCCAGAGGUAGUGAGCCUAAAGUUAAACUGAGUUGAAAGACUGCAGCAAGCAGUUUUUCCUUGAGUAAGGCUUGUGCCUACAUAGUUUAAUGUCUUUUAAUAAAACUGAUAUUAUAAAUACCUGUCAUUAAACAAAAGCAUACGGAAAAGCAAAUUCCUUCUAUCCAUUUUUGUCUUACUUGUCUUGUAAAAAUUAAAAUUACGUUGUGUAAAUUAAAUACAUCUUGUAAAAUUCAAAACAGAAGGUAGUAUAUCAGUAUGUACAGAAUCAGUGUACUAGCAUUUCCCACAUCUUUGUUAUUUUGAUAGAAAUGGUCACACAAAGGCAUGUGGAAAAUCAUUCUCCCUCGUCAGCACCGCAGUGCUCAUGGUCACGUUCAUUUGUGGAGGGACUGACUUGAGGAAGCUGGCCCAGGUACCCGGGUGAUUUGCAAAACUCCAGUGGGUACCACUGAUGGGAGCUUUAGAGCGAUCAACUCAUCUUGCUGCUUCCCAGGACAGUGAUGCUGCGAAGGACCGAAUCUACCCUCAGCACAACUUACAGUGUCCUUGGCUCUGCUCUAACUCAUGUUGGCUUGCAGUGGUUUGAUAAAUCCAUUACGCGGGCAGUGUAUAAAAUGAUCUGGUAACACUCCUUGGAUUCCCUCAACUAAAGACGCUGGUGGAAGCAGUAGCACAAAUCUAGUUACGUUGGCCAGGGAAUUUACAAAGGAUUAGACAAGACAGUUUAAGUAUGUACUGGGCAUCAGAUUCUGACACUAAGUAUGGAUCUCCUUAAAAAUUACACCCCAUUUAAUAUGAGAAUUUUGUUCUCCAUUCUGUGAAUACAUGCAAACUACACAUGAUAAAUCCUCUAAACUAAUCCUCUAACCUAAUUUAGGAUUGUGUGCUACAUAUUCUAUCAGAUGGUCCUUUUAAUUAAUUAAGAAAAAGAGAAAAUCCUGUGCUGUUCUUUAAAGGUAUUGAGGCUUGUGAGGCAGCUGAACUACAUAAUUGUGCUGCAUGGCGUUGGGGAUGCGGAGGAGUUACGUGUUUUAGAGAGCCCUUAUUGCACAUUUAUACAGCAACAACUACCCUUCCUGCCUUGCGUCUUUGUAGAGAUCCGGUGCCAAAUUCAUUUCAGACUAGGGUCUGGGAAGAGAGACCCCUCUGAGGGAAGUUUAUCCCUUCCAAGGGAAGAGAAGGAAGUGCUGCUUUAGAAUGAGGAUACCUGAUUGUUUUCUAACAGAUUCAGUCGUAGAUCAGGAGUAAUUUAAAAUCUUAGCCUUCAGAAGGAAGGUACUAAUUAGCAACGUUUCCAAUUCUUCCGUCAUAGCAAUUUAUAAUAUUAAAAGAAGAACCCUAAAAGAAAGAAUAUGGAUAAUAGCUGCUUCUGAAAUUGAUGUUGCUUGACUAGAGGGAAUAAGUUACAUUGAUGUAGCUGGCUUGCAGCACAUUAAAACUUCCAUUUAGCCUUUCUGCAGCUGAGAUAUGUGAUCUCAUAGCAAUCCACUGAAGAUGCUCAAACUGAGUUGGUCUUGGAACCAGACCUUCAUUACAAAUGUUCAGUGUUUAUUAAUGACUGAUUAUUAUUUUUAUACAUGCAUGGAGAACAGCCUGCUCUAGUAGAAUAAAGAAUCAGCGCAUAUUGGAUUUGUUUCUGUGCACUUUUUAUUUUUCUCUAGUGAGAAAGCAACACCAAAAAAACCUUUGUUGUAUAUGAGAGGGACUAAUAAACAUUAGUAUUCCCUGUUGCAGGACGUGAUGAAAGAAAUGCUACGUACAUACUUUCUAAAGAAUGCAAAAUACGCAUUUAAGUUGGCAAUAUUAACAUUUUCUUUAGUCAUGAAUUUGGUAGGUAAUUGGGAAUUUAAAAUAAUUGGGACUCAGAGAACCACAGAAGAAGAAUUCUGGUGGAUCUGGAAAAGCAAAUGCUUGAGAAUAUUCAUAUCUGUUCCUCAUAUAGUACCUUAGUGACUGGAAUGAGAGCAGGAAAAGGAUUAUUUUGGUCUGAUAAAGAGAGUGAUUCUGCUUAUAUAUCCAAGAUAUCCCCACAAUUAUUUGCUAUUAUGUCAUUUAGACAGGGGAAAAAGCACAUCAAUCAUUUGUAAGUCCUACUUACCUAUUUAAACUAAUUUCAAGUACAUCUCUCCAAGAUACUGUAAAGAAAAGUAGAUAACAUACGCUAAAUGAACAUUAUUAACAUUGCAAAAUGAAACAUUCAAAAGUUAGCAAAUGUCUGAAUUAACAUUCCACAUGUAGCCCCAACUUAAAUAUUGUCUGUGUGCAUCGUCAGUCUUUAAUUAUAUGGUGACACAAUUUUGUUCUCUCGAAUGUUCUCUCAGCUUAAGGAUCAUAUACUGAGAAUUUUCCUGUUAUUUCCCAGUUAUGCUCUUAACAGAGUUCAGUUUUAUACAUACUCAAGUUUGCAAACUUCAUAUCCUUAAAAAAUCUUAAGUAUAUCUCAGUCAUAUUUAACAUAAAAUUAUGUGCUUCAUCUAAUUUAUUAGAGUACCUGUUCUCUUUCAGAAUAGCAAAACUUUCCUGUUAAAUCAU